Molecule: messenger RNA, 1109 nt
Organism: Durotheca rogersii
Lineage: Eukaryota; Fungi; Ascomycota; Sordariomycetes; Xylariales; Xylariaceae
Exons: 2
Coding region: 241-828 (195 amino acids)
Source: RefSeq, a predicted model, not a curated record
GGACAUUCCCUUCGCGUCGCCGCCAGCCCAGGAGCCGUGGUCGGCGUCGAGGGACAACAUACCACCAACGUUGGCACGGGCGCCCAUCAAAGCCGACACGGCCGGCAGGGGGGUGUAGGAAAUUUCCAACUCACUAUUGCGCAACCUGUCGACGUCGAUGUUUCCACUCUCGAUUUACGAAGGAGCCGACUGAUCUGGGUGCUCGUCGUCCCCGCGGGCGUGGAGAGAGGCUCGAAAGAGAUGUACGUGGAGAGAGGGGAAGGGAAGUGGAGUAAUGGGGAGGUGGGGACGGUAGAAAACGGCGUUUAUCAAAUGAUGCCCAAUACACCUAUGAUGUCCAAUCAUGGAUUGUUGAGAUUUGCCGUUUUGUUGUUGGCCAAUCCUUUUCAGUCGGUUUUGUUGGUGGAUGUUGUUGUUUCAAGACGGCUAACCUCGUCUUUGUUGCUUCUGUUGCCGCUUCUACUGCUACUCCUACAGCAACUCCUAAUUCUGUCGGCACUUACUACCUACUUACUAUUCCUUUUACUACCUAUUACUUACUUGCGACAACAACUACUGUUAAGAUACCCUCAGGAUUCUUGGUCUCCUCUCGACUCGGGUGCCGACUUGAUUGGACUAAUGUGGUCAGGAUCCGAGAUUACGAAGCAGUUUCGUUCACGCGUAUCCCGCUACGAGGCCUAUAGAGACACAGACAGACAACUGCACAUGAUAGUUACACACAUCUCGAUACGCAGGGAACUGGACAAGAGACUCCUUUUCAUACGUACGUGGGCCAAUGCCAUCCUCUAUGAUUUCCGGUCUCCUCCGAAGUUGAGUUUUGUAUCUUGAGAUCGAGAAAAUCAUCCGCUACCACCCACAGGCGUUGCUUUUGCGUCCCGUCUUAUUAUACAUCCCCCCUUACACAGCCCUGGGUGAGAUGCGUGGGCUUAGGGGAUGGGCGGUGUCCACGUUGAAGCAUCAUACGACGGCCGCUUACGGCGCCCCUAGCUAGGACUUCUCUUCUGCGUGGAGUGGACUGAUGCGGAUUGUCUCCUCGCGGUUUGUUUGCUUGAUAGAGACCUGUUACCGGAUGGCCGUCAACUUUGGGUACCACGGUCUAUUUAUAUAUA